Molecule: messenger RNA, 705 nt
Organism: Malassezia sympodialis ATCC 42132
Lineage: Eukaryota; Fungi; Basidiomycota; Malasseziomycetes; Malasseziales; Malasseziaceae
Product: CCDC25 family protein
Source: RefSeq, a predicted model, not a curated record
AUGGUGCUGUUCUUCACGUCCCAUGUCCAUAGUGUCCCAGUAAUCAUUUACAUGGGCAAGGACAAGGUCGAAAACGAGGAUCUGAUCCGGCAUGGCUUCCCCGAGGAUGUAUGGUUCCAUGUCGAUAAGCUUUCGUCUGCCCAUGUGUACCUCCGCAUGCCUGAGGGCAUGGAGUGGACGGCCAUUCCCGACGCGCUCUUGGAAGAUUGCUCGCAGCUGGUCAAGGCCAACUCCAUUGAGGGCAACAAGAAGAACAAUGUUACGAUUAUAUACACGCCCCAUGCCAAUGUCAAGAAAACGGGCGAUAUGGCCGUAGGCGCCGUGUCCUUUCACAACGACAGGCUCGUGAAACGCUUUUACGUCAAGGAACGCAAGAACGAGAUUGUCAACCGCCUGAAUAAGACCAAAGAAGAGCGCACGGUGGACUUUGAGGCCGAGAGGCAAGAGCGCGAGCGCGCCGCAGGCCGCAAGAAAAAGGAGCAUGCGUUACAGCAGAAAAAGGAGACACUAGAGGCCAAGCGGCAGUACAAAGAGCAGGCGGCCGCGAAGGACUACUCGCACUUGUUUUCCGACGAAGCCAUUGCUGAGUCGCAGCGUGAAAAGCAGCGUCAUGCACGGAUUCAAGCCGCACAGAAGCAGGCGGCGAGAGAGGAUGGUAAUGGCAGCGAGGAAGAUGUGUACGAGAGCGACGACUCGUUCAUGUAG